AUGAAGUCUCUCACCUCGUUCGUAGCAGUUGCUCUAGCUGCAUGCACCGUCACUGAUGCCCGUGGACUGCACUAUCAAUCCGAAGCUCCACUGGGUAUCAAGACAACCAGUGGCCAUCUCUCAGGCUUCAUCAACAAGACCGCCCCCGAUGUUCGCCAGUUCCUCGGUGUUGCCUACGCCGAACCCCCUCUCAAGUCCCUUCGCUUCCAACCUCCCAAGCGAAAGCACAGCUCAGAGCACGUAUCAGCCAAGAAGUACGCGCCGUCAUGCAAACAAAUUAUCAGCAAGAACCCAACAGUCUAUACUGAGCACAUGACUCAGUUUCUUAUCAAUGGCGGUGACUCCGAGGACUGCUUGUAUCUCAAUGUCUACGCCCCCUUGAAGCCAACUGCGAAGAAGCUGCCAGUCUUCAUCUACAUUCCCGGUGGCGGUUUUACAGGCGGUGGUGCGGAUUCACUCUACAAGAUCCCCGAUAAGUGGAUUCAGAAGACUCAGUCUCAUAUCGUUGUCACCAUGAACUACCGCGUCAACCUCUUUGGCUUCCCCAAUGCUGAAGCUGCUCAACAAAACGUCGGUCUCCUCGACCAGCGCAUGGUUGUUGAGUGGACACGAGACAACAUUGCCGCAUUUGGCGGUGAUCCUCAGAAGAUGACCCUCUGGGGCCAGUCUGCUGGUGCUGGCUCAGUUGGCAUGUACGGAUACGCUUAUCCCAAGGACCUCAUCGUCAAGGGUUUGAUCUCUGAUUCUGGCGCUCCAGCUAUGCUGGCCAAGGCUUAUGGUAACCACUCUAGCUUCGAUACCCUUGCUGAUAAGGUUGGCUGCAAGGGAUUGGAGGGAAAGAAGCAAUUGAACUGCAUGCAAAAGGUCGAUGCUUCAAAGUUGCAGCAGGUUUACUCUGAGACACCGACUAUCUCGUUCACUCCUGUUGGAGAUAACAUCACUGCCUUUUCGAACACGACCGAUCGAAUCGCGAGAGGCUUGGUCACCAGAGUGCCAUGGAUCUUUGGCAACAAUGCCAACGAAGGUGCUGGCUUUGGCACAUACGAUCCCAACGGAGUAACACCAGCCCAGACUGCCAUUGGACUGGCGGCUAUCGUCUGCCCAGUUGCUACUGAGGUCAAAAACCGUGUCAAGUACGGAUACCCAACCUACAGAUAUUACUACACCGGAAACUUCUCCAACAUUACCCCUCUGCCUUGGAUUGGCGCGACUCAUAGUGCUGAGCUUCCUCUUCUCUUCGGAACGCAUUACGAGUACCGUGGCAACUCCACCGAGUACGAAUGGGAGGUUGCCGAGGGCAUGCAAAGUCUCUGGCUCUCUUUCGCAAACAAUCCCAAGGAGAACCCUCAAGCUGGAAGGAUUACUUGGCCUUUAUAUAAACCCAACGAGAACAAGAUGGCUAUUUUUGCAGAGGCUGGAAAGAAGUGGUUCCAGUUGGGCAAAGGGUCUUUGACCGAAACCCAGUGCAAGUAA
Molecule: messenger RNA, 1473 nt
Organism: Fusarium subglutinans
Lineage: Eukaryota; Fungi; Ascomycota; Sordariomycetes; Hypocreales; Nectriaceae
Product: triacylglycerol lipase V precursor
Exons: 5
Coding region: 1-1473 (490 amino acids)
Molecular function (GO): carboxylic ester hydrolase activity
Source: RefSeq, a predicted model, not a curated record